Molecule: messenger RNA, 678 nt
Organism: Symbiodinium necroappetens
Lineage: Eukaryota; Dinophyceae; Suessiales; Symbiodiniaceae
Source: the annotation of a GenBank genome assembly
GAGCAGGAGCAGAAGCUAUCCUGCAGCAACGGCGUCUCCUGGGAGCUGCACCUUUUCACAGCUCUGCUUUCUGCCUUCUGCACAUCCCUUUGGGCCAUAGUCCUCGACGGCAUGGGAAUCAAGCGUCUUGCCGCGGAGACUGCACCACCGUGGUCUUUGCAGCGAGCGAAGCUAGUGGUAUCCUGGGCGUACGACAGCAUCGGAGACAGGUACUUGGACCUGACUUCGUUUCUGGUGAUGAAGGCCUGUGGCUACGAGUAUUCCUGGCUCCCACUCAUCUUCCUCUUGGCUGCGCUGAUCAUGCAGAACGUCGGGGGCUUGCUCUACGCAUCCUUCGUAGUUCACAAGGCUUGCAAUUGCAGAUAUGCGCUCAUCUGGGCCGUCAUGAUGCCACCCUGGAAACUGGUCGAUCUGGAUCUGGAAGCCGUGGGCAAUUUCGGCACAGCAGUACGGUUGCUUGUCCAAGAUUUUCCGCAGUUGGCUGUGAAGCUGCACUUCACUUUUUCUUUCUACGCAAGCUGGUUCGUGGUUUCAGACUGUGCCAUCACCCUCUGCGUCGCUGCAAUAGACCUCCUGGCGUUGGCGAGAGCUGGUUACCGUCCCACUUAUCAUCAGUUGCUUUUGCCACAUGAGACGUCGCGGGCAAUGACGAGAGGAGACAGCCCGGAGACACCCUAA